CAGAUAGAAGAUAUGGCUGUUAUGGAUAUGACAGCAGUUAGAGGUAAAUCACAUUUGACUCCACUUAUGGCACGAAAUCAUUUGCGAACUCUUUGGUCCAACGAAAAGGAAUCGCUUCUCAGAAUAUUCCCAUUUCUCAAACCCGACGUGUCGUGUAGUGAAGGCUCGACACCAAUCGAUGUGUUCUUUAUGGACACGGUUUCGGUGCCUCCGAAUCGGUUCCGACCGUUAAGACAUAUGAAUGGGCGUCAGUUCGAAGCGGAACAGACGGCCGCUUUGAGCCAAAUCAUCAUGAAUUCAGACAUAUUGGACGUCGCUUUUCGUCAGGCAAAACAGCUCAACAGGUCUUCCCUUCCAUCAGAUGCGAGCACUCCAUCGACGUCUUCAGCCACCGAUAGAUCCAAAGAUGUGGCGAAGUUUCACAUGUGUUGGCAAAAACUACAACUCCAAGUGAAUCGGUUGUACGACUCGGAUAUGGAUAGACUUCCCGACAAUAAGGCGACGGGAGUUAAGCAGAUAUUGGAGAAGAAAGAGGGACUCUUCCGAAAGCAUAUGAUGGGAAAGCGUGUCAACUAUGCCGCGCGUUCUGUCAUUUCUCCCGACCCUUACAUAAUGGUCGACGAAAUUGGUAUUCCUAUGGUUUUUGCCACAAAACUUUCUUACCCACAGCCCGUCAAUGACCAUAAUAUCAAUCAAUUGAGACAAAUGAUCAUCAAUGGGCCGGACAUAUAUCCCGGCGCUCUAUCUGUUGUGUACGAAAAUAAGCGCGUUAUAAGGCUUAAAGCCGAUGACGUGGUAUUUCGCAAGAAUUUAGCCGAUCGUCUAAUUGUUCCCAAACACGGCUUUCGUGAUAACAAUAUCCGUGUUGUGAACCGACAUCUCUUGUCGGGCGACGCGCUUCUACUGAACCGUCAGCCGACUCUACAUAAGCCCUCAAUUAUGGCACAUAAGGCUCGAGUGCUUCCGCGAGAAAAGACAUUAAGACUUCAUUACGCGAACUGUAAGUGUUAUAACGCGGACUUCGACGGCGACGAAAUGAACGCUCACUUCCCGCAGAGCGAGUUAGCCCGCGCCGAGGCCUAUAACAUCGCGAGCGUUAACUUUCAAUAUUUGGUGCCCAAAGACGGCACACCGUUGAGUGGUCUCAUUCAGGAUCACAUCAUUUCUGGCGUUUGGAUCACAAUUAGGGGACAAUUCUUUAAGAAAGGAGAUUUCCAAGAACUGCUUUACGGCGCGCUUUCAUUCCUCAACAAACCGCUCAAAUUAGUUCCGCCGGCGAUCAUCAAACCGGAACGCCUUUGGUCUGGCAAACAAAUUAUUACCACAAUUAUUAUGAAUAUUGUGCCCGAAAACAAACCGAUGCCAACCCUUUCGAUUGCCACUAAACUUAACCCCAAAAUAUUGCAAAGAAGUCGUGCGAGACAGUGGACGGCCGGCGGAACUCCUCUCCAACUGACCGACAUGUGUGAGAGUCAAGUGAUUAUACGUAAAGGAGAGCUUUUGUGUGGAGUCAUAGAUAAAGUGAAUUUGGGUCCCAACCCAUACGGUUUGAUUCACUGCUGCUAUGAAUUAUAUGGCGGUCCCGUCUCGUCGGCACUUCUCACCAGUUUUGCCCGUCUCUGCACUAAUUAUCUGCAAAUACACAGAGGUUUUACUUUAGGUAUUUACGACAUUCUCGUCGACCAAAUGCCAAAUGAAAAGCGAAAUAAGUUUAUAAAACGAGCCAAAAAGAUGGGCCGAAAAGCGGCGGCAGAAGCGAUGGGUCUUCAGGAAAAUGACGACAAAGAACUGCUAAUUGAUAAACUGAAGAGCGCGCACACGAAUACCAAUGACUUCUAUAUGAAACAAUUGGAUCAAUGCAUGAAAGGACAGACCGACGAAAUUAACAAUAAAAUAACUGAAGUGUGUUUACCGAGUGGUCUCAUAAGUAAGUUUCCAUAUAAUAACUUACAAAUGAUGAUACAGGCGGGGGCUAAGGGGGGUUCAGUGAACGCCAUUCAAAUCUCAUGCCUUUUGGGUCAAAUCGAGUUAGAGGGUCGACGCGUUCCUCUUAUGAUGUCCGGCCGAUCUUUGCCCUCAUUCAAGCCCUACGAGACUGAUCCCCGUGCGGGAGGUUUUGUUGCCCAACGCUUUAUGACUGGUAUUCGUCCGCAAGAAUUUUUCUUUCAUUGUAUGGCUGGAAGAGAAGGUCUGAUCGAUACGGCAGUGAAGACAUCUCGUUCUGGAUAUUUACAGAGAUGUCUAAUCAAACAUCUCGAAGGACUGGUUGUUAAUUACGAUAUGACUGUUAGAGAUAGUGAGGGAAGUGUUGUUCAAUUACUCUAUGGAGAGGACGGACUCGACAUUCUUAAGAGUCAAAUGCUUAAAGAGAAAUGUGGUAUUUGUGUUGAAUUGAGCGCACAAUCAGUGGUGAUGUCCUCAACGAGUGGUCAGACGUCGGCUCAGAUCGUCGGCGUCUCCUUUGGGAUCAUAAGUAAGGAUGAGAUCAAGAAAUUAAGUGUUUUGAAUGUCGAGACGUGGAAGACGUUCGACGAGUUGUCUCAUCCCCGAGAAGGAGGUCUUUGCGACUCUGCGUUCGGUCCGGCCAAAAGGGAUGAGAUGUGCGCCACUUGUGGUCUCUCGGAGUUUGAUUGUUGCGGACAUUACGGACACAUCAAUCUAUCGCUUCCCGUCUUUAAUCCAUUCCUCAUUAAACAGUUAUUUCAGGUGCUGAAGAUGUGUUGCUUUGAGUGCCAUCACCUUCUCUUCUCUCCCACCGAUUUGGAGAUAAAGAUCGCGCAAAUGGAAGCGUUAAGCCGUGGCCUCGAUAUCAUUCUCGAGGAUUUGCAAGCGUUUGGUUCUUCGCUGACGACUGACAACAUAGGUUUGGACGCCAUUUCCAUCCGAUUAUAUGUGAGGCAGAAGUUAAAGGAAAAGAUAGACGAAGAAUAUAAUAAACGGUUCACUAAAUCUGUUAAAAAUGGUCUGAAUGUGAAAAAUAUAGUCGAAAAGCAACAAAUGGUUUACAAAGAGUUUCUGACCGGAAAGCUAUUGAAGCCAAACAAGAAGUGUCUUCAGUGCGCGGCUCUGAAGAAUAGCUUAACGGUUCUCAACAACGCGUUGAUUAUUAUGAAUGAAUCGAAAUCAAAAGCGAGCAAAAAAAUUAUAGGCGCCGAACAGAUAGAAGAUAUGGCUGUUAUGGAUAUGACAGCAGUUAGA
Messenger RNA from Medioppia subpectinata, 3198 nucleotides. The record is from the annotation of a GenBank genome assembly. NCBI's taxonomy places the organism in Eukaryota, Metazoa, Arthropoda, Arachnida, Sarcoptiformes, Oppiidae.